This is a messenger RNA of Plasmopara halstedii, 1581 nucleotides long. RefSeq names its product Cytochrome P450. Gene Ontology annotation, molecular function: monooxygenase activity; heme binding; oxidoreductase activity, acting on paired donors, with incorporation or reduction of molecular oxygen. The transcript has a single exon. NCBI's taxonomy places the organism in Eukaryota, Oomycota, Peronosporomycetes, Peronosporales, Peronosporaceae. Bases 1 to 1581 code for a protein of 526 amino acids. The record is from RefSeq and is a predicted model, not a curated record.
AUGUGGGGAAUCGCGCAGCAUCGAGUGAAUGAGCAACAAACGUGGCUUGUCUUUGGGGUGUUAGGUGGUUUGUAUUUAGGCUACAAGUUGCUGCCUGCGAUGUACAAAGAGAUGAAAAUUACCUGUGCUUUGGAUGCUCAACGACUGCACAGACCUAAGUCGACGCUGCCAAUUCUUGGCAACACACUUGACGUCAUGUUCUUUCAAAAAAAUCGACUGCAAGACUGGAUGGCUGAGCAGAGUCAAAUCAGCAAAGGAAGGCCCUGGGUACUUAGAAUCAUCGGUCGUCCGCAAACGCUUAUUAUCACAUCACCUGAAGCAUGUGAGGACGUUUUUAAGACACAAUUUAACGUUUUCGGUCGUGGUGACGAUCUUGUAGAUCUCCAGCAUGAUAUUUUUGGUGAAGGUGUCGCUGGUGUCGACGGAGAAAAGUGGAUUAAACAAAGACGGAUUGCGAGUCGUAUGUUUUCCAUGAAAAUGUUACGCGACGUCAUGGAAGAUGUAAUUAUUGAAAAAUCAGUGAGAUUUCGUGACGUUCUCGCGCAAUGUGCAAAAGAUAGACGAAUUGUACCCAUGAGGUCGUUGUUAGGCAAGUUCUCAAGUGACGUCUUUACUAAAGUUGGCUUUGGUGUAGAUCUUCACGGUCUGGAUGGUGAUUUAAACUCGGAAAUGGACCAUCCAUUUAUUCAGGCUGUCGAUGGGUAUGCCGAAGUCUUCGGGGCGCGUUUGCAGUCGCCAAUGUGGUAUUGGAAGCUUAAACGUUUCCUGAAUGUUGGCGAUGAACGAAUGCUCAAACGUUGCAUUAAAGUUGCCACUGAGUUGUUGAACGAAGUAGUACACGAGUCCAUUAAGUCCAAGACUGUGGACGAUUGGAAGACCAAGACAGAUUUACUGACACUUUUCAUUGAUUCGACUGGUAAAACCGACUCCUCUGAUAUUCGUGAUGCCAUGAUGAAUUUUUUUCUUGCGGGCAAGGAGACAACUAGUUUUAGUCUGGCUUGGGUUAUCGUGAAUCUAAAUCGUCACCCCCGUGUCUUGGCCAAGCUUCGUCAAGAGAUUCGCGAGAAGUUGCCCAAACUCAUGACUGGUGAAAUGCAAGCUCCAACCAUGGAGGAUCUCAGCAAGGUGCCAUACAUUGAGGCAGUACUAAAGGAGAGUUUGCGUCUUUUCAUGACGGGCGUACAUCGUGCGCCCUCACGAUCUACUACGCUUCGGGAAGGCACGUUUGUUCCGUUGGGCGCAUAUGUUGUCGUAUCAGUAUACGCUGCUGCACGGAUGACAAAUGUUUGGGGAGAAGAUGCGGCCGAAUACAAUCCAGAUCGUUGGCUUGAUGAAGAGACAGGAAAGAUGAAAUUCGUAAAUCCAUUUCAAUUUGUGACAUUUGGAGGCGGUCCACAUCAGUGUGUGGGCAUGCGCUUCGCAUUGCUGGAAAUGCAGACGGUCAUUGCUGUACUGUUCAGUCGCUUUGACAUUAAAACUAUCGAGGAUCCGUUUAAAAUUACGUAUGAUUACAGCGUCACCCUUCCCGUGAAAGGUCCACUCGAGUGUACGAUCCACGAAGCGGGAGCGCCCGCAUUCUAA